Messenger RNA from Daucus carota subsp. sativus, 3165 nucleotides. RefSeq names its product putative GTP diphosphokinase RSH1, chloroplastic. Lineage: Eukaryota; Viridiplantae; Streptophyta; Magnoliopsida; Apiales; Apiaceae. The transcript has 24 exons. Gene Ontology annotation, biological process: guanosine tetraphosphate metabolic process. The coding region runs from base 315 to 2885 and encodes 856 amino acids. The record is from RefSeq and is a predicted model, not a curated record.
AUAGCUAUCUUCUCCCCCUCCUCUCUCUCUCUCUAAACACUCUCUCUCUCUCUAGAUUAUCUCUUCGCAAAUUCUCUCAACACAUCUUCGAUUUUUGCCCUAAUAUCUCAACAAUUUUAAUACACAAUCUCUCUCUCUCUCUCUCUCUCUCUCUCUCUCUCUCUCUCUCUUGUAAAGUGAAUUUGAUUGUUUAAGGGGAUUUGAUUCUUGCUGAACUUCGACAAACAAAUAUAAAUUUGUGUGUGUAUACCUGUAGAGUUUAAUGUUAAUUUUGAUGAAAUGAGAGGAAGUUGUUCCGAUGCUUACAAGUAGAAAUGGCAAUGUCAGUUUCAGUUGAAUGUGUGAAUAUAUGUAAGUUUAGGAAAGGGGAGGGGAGUGGAAAAUAUGACUGCAGUAUUACUUCAUGUGCUUCCAAAGCUCCUAGGGCUUUAACUGGUUUUCUUGCCACAACUGCACAUUCUUCGGUCUCGACGUUCGGACCGAGGGGAAGAAAAUCCGGAAUCAAGAACAGCGUCUUAAAAUCUAGUAGCCUUCAUCAUGCUCAUGAAAAAUGGAAAAUGUGCAGUUCUACAUCAGAAUCAUCACAGACGUAUGACGAAAUUUCACCAGAUAGUUUGUGGGAGGGACUUAUGCCAGCUAUUUCAUAUCUUCCGCCAGAGGAAUUGAUAUUAGUUCACAGUGCAUUGAAUCUGGCUUUUGAGGCACACGAUGGUCAAAAAAGACGAAGUGGAGAACCCUUUAUCAUUCACCCGGUUGAAGUUGCACGAAUACUGGGAGAACUAGAAUUGGAUUGGGAAUCAAUAGCAGCUGGUUUAUUGCACGAUACAGUAGAGGACACCAAUGUUGUCACAUUUGAAAGGAUAGAUAAAGAAUUUGGUGAAACUGUUCGCCACAUUGUAGAAGGGGAGACAAAGGUAUCAAAGCUGGGAAAACUCAAAUGUAAGAGCGACAGUGAUUCAGUGCAAGAUGUGAAAGCAGAUGACCUAAGACAGAUGUUUUUAGCUAUGACUCAAGAGGUUCGUGUCAUUAUCGUCAAAUUAGCUGAUAGAUUACACAACAUGCGGACUCUUUCUCACAUGCCACCACAUAAGCAGACCAGUAUUGCAAUGGAGACUUUGCAGGUCUUUGCACCUUUAGCAAAAUUGCUGGGAAUGCACCAGAUAAAGUCUGAACUUGAAAACCUGUCCUUUAUGUACACUAAUGCUCAAGACUAUGCUAAGAUCAAGAGAAGAGUUGCUGAACUCCUCAAAGAACAUGAGAAGGAACUCGUAGAGGCAAAUAAAAUCUUGAUUAAGAAGAUUGAGGAUGAUCAGUUCCUAGACAUGAUGACAAUUAAAACUGAAGUUAGGUCUGCCUGUAAGGAGCCAUACAGUAUCUAUAAAGCUGUUCUCAAAUCCAAAGGCUCCAUUUAUGAAGUCAAUCAAAUAGCACAGCUUCGGAUCAUUAUAAAGCCAAAGCCAUGCAUAGGUGUAGGGCCUUUGUGUAGUGCACAUCAGAUUUGCUAUCAUGUGCUUGGUCUGGUACAUGGAAUCUGGACCCCUAUUCCUCGAGCUAUGAAGGAUUACAUUGCAACCCCAAAACCAAAUGGUUAUCAGAGUCUUCAUACAACUGUAAUUCCAUUUCUGUAUGAAAGCAUGUUUCGGCUGGAGGUUCAGAUAAGAACUGAAGAAAUGGAUUUAAUAGCAGAGAGGGGAAUUGCUGCUCACUACAGUGGAAAAGUAUUUGUUAAUGGGUUGGUAAAACAUACUAUACCAAACGGUAGAAGUUUAAGAAGUAAAACAGUGAGUCUCAACAAUGCAAGUGUUGCUCUUAGGAUUGGUUGGCUUAAUGCAAUCAGAGAAUGGCAGGAAGAGUUUGUUGGAAACAUGAGCUCGAGGGAGUUUGUAGACACCAUCACCAGAGACCUUUUAGGUAGCCGUGUCUUUGUAUUUACGCCACGAGGAGAGAUUAAAAAUCUUCCAAAGGGAGCAACAGUUAUUGACUAUGCAUACAUGAUACACACUGAAAUUGGUAACAAAAUGGUGGCUGCGAAGGUUAAUGGUAAUCUGGUAACUCCUUUACAUGUGCUUGCAAAUGCUGAGGUGGUGGAAGUAAUAACCUAUAAUGCACUCUCUAGCAAGUCUGCUUUUCAGAGGCAUAAGCAGUGGCUACAGCAUGCAAAAACACGUAGUGCAAGACACAAGAUUAUGAAAUUUUUAAAAGAGCAGGCUGCUUUAUCUGCAUCCGAGUUAACAGCCGACUCAGUAAAUGAAUUUGUUGCUGAUUCUGAAGAGGAGGAUUGUGUAGAAGAAGUUUCGGAUUAUUCUAAAGGGAGUAAAUACACAUGGGAAAAAAUCCUAAGGAAUGUGAUGAAAUUAACGUCUUCAAAAUUAAGUGAGGAAGAUGUUUUUAAAGUUGAAAAUGGCAGUGUCAAAGUUCCUAAGUUAAAUGGAAACCAUAGCAAGCAUAUGCAGCAUGUGAGUCUAAAAGCAAAAGGAGAGUUGCUAUCACAAGGAAAUGGUGUUGCUGAGAUGAUACUUGCUAAUAUUCCGAUGUACAAGGAAGUACUGCCUGGUUUAGAGAACUGGCGAGCUUCCAAAGUUGCAUCGUGGGACAAACUUGAAGGGCACUCUGUCCAGUGGUUUUGUGUGGUGUGUAUAGAUCGAAGAGGCAUGAUGGCUGACAUUACAGUGUUGUUGGCUGAUAUAGGCAUCACAAUAUGCUCUUGUGUGGCUGAGGUUGACAGAGGAAGAGGAAUGUCUGUCAUUUUAUUUCAGAUAGAAACAAACCUGGACAGUCUGGUAAGUCUUUGUUCAAAAGUAGAUCUAAUUCUUGGUGUUUUGGGAUGGUCAACGGGUUGUAGCUGGCCCGGCACAACAGAAAAUCAUCAGAUUCGAGAAUGUUGAUAAAUUGUUGGGUCUUCGCCAAGCUAGCACAGGCUUGGUAUGCAGUUUUGUCCCCUGGAAAUGAGUUUUUUUUUUUGUAGUUGUUUUGUAUAGGUCGAAAACAACAAAAUAAAUACUAAGCCAAUGAUCAAGGGUGGGUUGUGAGGACUGUAUAUAUUGAGAAGAGUGAUAGUAUGAAGUAUACAUGUACAGGCAAGGUACCUGCAAGUUUUAGUAUAACAUUAAAUAUGAAGGUAACGAAGGUGUAAAAGAUCACCAUAUACGUAGCAUAUUUUGUUCA